AUGGAUAUCCAAACCACCGCCUCCUCCUCCUCCGCCGCGAGGAGGGCCUUUCUGUUCAUCAACGCCGUCAUCCUCGGCAUCGGCAACUGCGGCGGCCCCCUUAUCAUGCGCCUCUACUUUCUACACGGCGGCAAGCGGAUCUGGUUCUCCAGCUUUCUCGAGACCGCCGGGUGGCCGGUCAUGCUCGCCCCCCUCGCCGCCUCCUACGCCCGCCGCCGCCGCGAGUCCGCCGCGGCGCCGCUGGUACUCAUGGGAACGCGCGUGUUCCUCGCGGCGGCGGCGAUUGGGAUCCUGACCGGCCUCGACGACUACCUGUACGCGUGCGGCGUGGCGCGGCUGCCGGUGUCGACCUCGUCCCUCAUUAUCGCGGCGCAGCUGGCGUUCACGGCGGUGUUCGCGUUCUUCCUCGUUGGGCAGCGGUUCACGGCGUACUCUGUGAACUCGGUGGUGCUGCUGACGACGGGAGCGGCGGUGCUGGGGUUGCACGCGAGCGGCGACCGGCCGGCGGGGGAGACAGCGCGGGAGUACUGGAUUGGGUUCGCGAUGACGAUGGGGGCGGCGCUGCUGUACGGGAUGGUGCUGCCGCUGAUCGAGCUGACGUACAAGAAGGCCAGGCAGGCGGUGACCUUCACGCUGGCGCUGGAGAUCCAGCUCGUCAUGUGCUUUUUCGCCACCGCCUUUUGCACGGUGGGGAUGGUUAUCAACAACGAUUUUCAGGCAAUUGGUAGAGAAGCAAAAGCAUACACACUUGGAGAGACCAAAUACUACAUAGUUGUUGCUCUAAACGCCCUAAUUUGGCAGUGUUUUUUCGUGGGAGCCAUCGGUGUGAUUUUCUACUCGUCCUCCCUAUUAUCGGGCGUCAUCAUGACCGUGUUGCUCCCCAUAACUGAAGUUUUAGCAGCGGUGAAGCGCGCGAGAGCCCUGUGUGAUGGGCUCAGGCUGGCACCCCCCAACGAAUUUUGUCUGUGUUCAUCGGGUUUCGUUCCUUUGAAUCUUGACAUCCUGUGCCGGUUUGGGCAUAAAAAUCACGCUUGA
Molecule: messenger RNA, 1035 nt
Organism: Striga hermonthica
Lineage: Eukaryota; Viridiplantae; Streptophyta; Magnoliopsida; Lamiales; Orobanchaceae
Source: the annotation of a GenBank genome assembly